AUGAUGAAGGGCGUGAAGACGGUCCAGUAUGAGGCGCUGACACCCGAGCAGAUCGCCGAAGCCCGCUCACGCCGCAAGCAAGACCUGGGCAGGGACUCGGCUCCGCUGGGCAUGGACGCGAUCCACAUUCCAGACAACCAUCCCUUUGCCAUCCGGGCUCCUGUAUCUGCGGAGGAGGAGGCGCUCAUCGAGGAGCGGUUGAGCGGUCCCAAGCAGCGGCGCCGCAUCUCCGCAGCCGACCUGGAGCUCAUGAAAAAGCUGCAGGCUGAAGCUGCCGUAGCGGACGCUGCCGCAGAUGCCAGGGCGGCCUCGCGGAAUGAGGGCGGAUACUGA
Messenger RNA from Auxenochlorella protothecoides, 333 nucleotides. RefSeq lists its product as hypothetical. The coding region runs from base 1 to 333 and encodes 110 amino acids. Lineage: Eukaryota; Viridiplantae; Chlorophyta; Trebouxiophyceae; Chlorellales; Chlorellaceae. The record is from RefSeq and is a predicted model, not a curated record. The transcript is spliced from 3 exons.